This is a messenger RNA of Mastomys coucha (southern multimammate mouse), 351 nucleotides long. Its product is annotated as hepatitis A virus cellular receptor 1 homolog. The coding region runs from base 1 to 351 and encodes 116 amino acids. Gene Ontology annotation, cellular component: cell surface. The transcript is spliced from 5 exons. Lineage: Eukaryota; Metazoa; Chordata; Mammalia; Rodentia; Muridae. Gene Ontology annotation, biological process: positive regulation of mast cell activation; phagocytosis, engulfment. Gene Ontology annotation, molecular function: virus receptor activity; phosphatidylserine binding. The record is from RefSeq and is a predicted model, not a curated record.
AUGAUGCCCCUUCAGGUCCUCAUUUCAGGCCUCCUACUCCUUGUCCCAGCAGUUUGGAGCACUACUGUGACGUCUUCAUAUGACCCUUGGAAUAAUCACACUGAAGUGGUCCCAAAUCAGCCGAUCUCCACUAAGGACCUCUACAUUGGAAUCUCUGUGUCUGCUGCAUUGCUGAUCCUCCUUGCGAGCAUCGUGACUGUCAUAAAGUGCAGACACAGACAAAAGAAGAGUCUAGAAAGCUCAGUUGUCUUCCAUGGAUUUCAGAAUGAAGUUUUUCAAAGUACAGAGCAACCCCAAGCUGUAGACAAUGUCAUCAUUAUCAAAGACAUUGGAGUUCCAGUUGCCCACUGA